AUGAGUAGCCGUUACUUGAUGCUUAUUGGAGCGAUCCCCGUCUGCUACUUUGCAGGCUACGCAUACCGCGAGUACAAGGAUCCCGAUCAGUCCAUGACCACAUUGAACCGGAAACCAGAGACGCUGUCAGAUAGCUUGCUGGAGAGCAGGUUGCAGACAUUGGAAGAAUCAAAGAAGAAAGUGUUGACACAACUCGCAGAACUGGAGGCACAUCGGGAAAAGCUGCAGACGGUGUCCAAGGGCGUGAAUACGAAUAUUCCUGGACGUCUGUGGUAG
Linnemannia hyalina is the source of this 276-nucleotide messenger RNA. The record is from the annotation of a GenBank genome assembly. NCBI's taxonomy places the organism in Eukaryota, Fungi, Mortierellomycota, Mortierellomycetes, Mortierellales, Mortierellaceae.